AUGGACAUGGCCCGAAUACGAGAGCAAUGUGUUCCUCCUCCUGGUCCGAUCCAGUUUGUGUCAGUGCAGCCAGACUCGGUGUCGUUACGCUGGUCACCUCCAGAGGGCGCUCCUGGCCACAGCACCUUCAAGGUCACCAGGACAGGUGUUCAAAAGCACCGCAGCUUUACUGUGACAGGUACAAGUUUAGAUGUGACAGGGCUGACUCCAGGAGAGAAGUACCACUUCACUGUGGCCACCCUCAGCCAAGAUGGCCGCCAGAGUACACCUGUGGAGGGAGCUGUUUACACAGAGGUUCCCCCUCCACAGAAUCUCCAGGUGAACGUGAAUUUUAGGUCACGCAGAGCCACUGUGACAUGGACCAAACCAUCUGGAGUGGACCGGGUGACUUACCUGCUGGAGAUCAUCAAAGUUGGAGACCAGAAAGACAUCCACACCGUCCACAGAGACUCCUGCCAGUACACCAUCACUGGCCUGCAAGCAGCAUAUUUCACCAUCAUUGUUACCACUGUUGUUAACAGCGGCCGUCAAAAUCCACCCCUGAGGAUCGUCCUGAUUGGGAACACUGGCGUGGGGAAGAGUGCUGUGGGGAACACCAUUCUGGGGAGAGAAGCAUUUCUGUCCACAUCCACAGCCUCAUCUGUCACUCAAACAUGUCAACAAGCAUCAACCGCAAGCCCACGUGAAAUACUGGUGGUUGAUACUCCUGGUGUAUUACACACAGAUAGAGAUCCAACUGAAGUUGAAGAGGAGAUCCGUAAGAGCAUUCAGCUCUCUGCCCCAGGCCCCCAUGCCUUCCUGCUGGUUACAAAGGUGGGUCGCUUCACUGACGAUGAUCAGAAUGCAGUCAGGGCCCUCCAGAAGAUCUUUGGGGAGAGGGUGAAAGACUACAUGAUCAUCCUCUUCACCGGUGUAGAUUUCCUUGGUGAGUCAAUAAGCGAGUUUGUGGAGGAACAGGACCCUAGACUAAAAGAGUUGAUCAGGAGCUGUGGAGGGAGAUAUCAUGGGUUUGAAAACAAGAGCAGAGACAGGACUCAGGUAGUUGAGCUGAUCAGGAAAAUAGAUGAGAUGGUGGCAGCUAACGGGGGACAGCACUAUGUAUACUAGAUAAUAGGAAAAGCUGGAGGUCACAAGGAAAUACUUUCCCUGUCAUGUCAGGCCUUUCUCUAAUAGAAUACUGUAUACUUGUUUUUCC
Molecule: messenger RNA, 1195 nt
Organism: Engraulis encrasicolus (European anchovy)
Lineage: Eukaryota; Metazoa; Chordata; Actinopteri; Clupeiformes; Engraulidae
Product: GTPase IMAP family member 9-like
Exons: 4
Coding region: 1-1107 (368 amino acids)
Molecular function (GO): protein binding; GTP binding
Source: RefSeq, a predicted model, not a curated record